Molecule: messenger RNA, 1173 nt
Organism: Caenorhabditis remanei
Lineage: Eukaryota; Metazoa; Nematoda; Chromadorea; Rhabditida; Rhabditidae
Exons: 5
Coding region: 1-1173 (390 amino acids)
Source: RefSeq, a predicted model, not a curated record
AUGUCUCUCUGCUCAAAACGAUCCAAAAGUUGUGUGAUUCUUUCAACGAUAAAAGUUCCGAAAUUAUGGCAUAUUGUUAAAGAAAAUAAACAAUCGGUUAAAAUUGAAGACGACGCAGGAAUACUAAAGACAGUUUUUAAACUGAAGGAAUUUUCAGAAGUAGAAAAAGCGAUAAAAUUGAAAUUUGGAGAAUAUUUCCUGACAGAUGUCAAAAAUGAUGAAAAAUGUUGUUUUAUAAGAGUGGAUCACAUCAGCGAAACACUCAGAAGAAAGUGGAAUGACCAUUUCAACUCAUUAUUUCGUUUAACAGCCCCAAGUUGCCUGAAAAUUGAUGUGAGCGCAUUUUCGAAAAGAACUGCAAAGUUUGAAAAUGUGAAUGAGAUUCAUUUAACCGGUUAUGGAACGCUAGAAUCGGAGCAAUUGGAUUCGUUUCUAAAUCAGUAUUCAAAUUUGGACUUUUUAAAGAUUGAACCCUCUGUGAAUGGUGACUUAAUCAAUACAUCGAAAAUAUUGGAAGUCGAAAACAUUCACUUGGAGCAUGCUGAAGAAUUCGGAAUGAAUCUUUUGAAGCAAUUCGGUGGUCGUAACAUCAGUUUAGUUGACGUUUUUCUUGUAGAGACGGAGUUGAAUGAAAUCAUCAGAAAAUGGAUAAAAGGUGAAGCAUUUCAAAACUUGGAGGCAGUCGAAGCAAUGGAUUUUUGUUUUGAAGGGGAUCUUCGAGCAGAUGUAAUAUUGGAUCAAGUGCCUAUUGUACAAUUUGAUUCAACGAAAAGGCCACUCAUUUUUCCAUAUAAUACAAAGUUAACCACAAUUAUGAAUUGGCAAUUUUCAUUUUUAUUUCUAACUAUGUUUUUAUUCGUUCAUAGUUCACAAUUAACGUUGAAAACGGAACCAACAGAUCCUUCACUGUCUCCUGUUUGUACAAACUGCUUGGAUGGAGUUAUUGCUAUCAAAAACACAAUAGCUAAAAUUGCUAAUUUCGCCCGAAUCACAAUUGGAACAACUGUAGAUAAAGUGUGUAAUCAUCUAGUUCCGGAAUUCGACUUUUUGGAAGCCAUUUGCCACAUCAUUGAUCAGAAUGUUGAAGACAAAGUCUACAGGUUUCUAAUGGCAAUUCACGAUAAAAUUAAUGAAAACGUUAUUUGUCAUAUGUUGAGUUUCUGUCCCAAAUAA